AUAGCAGGUUAUUUCGUGGAAGCUAUUUAAAGGCGAUUCUAAGAAGAUGACAAUAGGUUGAAUCGCACUUAUAUAAAGUGUAUGCUCUUUGUGAGUUGAUCAGUUAUACGCGGGAGCCUGCAGCUUUGUGCUGGUUAUCCGCUGUCUACCCAUACAGGAUGUUGAGUGUCAGCGGCGGGUUGGCCGGGUACCUCGUACUGGUUCACACGAUCGCUGUCACUACUCUCACGGCACUAACAGAAUCAACACAGUGUGAUGCUCCACUUGGUUUUGAGAAUGGCAACAUCACGGACGAUCAGUUCUCUGCUUCAUCAUCUUUAAAUUCCCGCUACACAGCAAAUGCAGCAAGACUUAACGUUGGUGAUGGAUGGGUCGCCCAACAGUCUAAUGGCACAGAGUACCUUCAGGUUGACUUGCUAACUCAGCAUAGUGUAACCCGCUACUCAGUCCAGGGCAGCAAGAAUGGCUGGUUCCCUGGAACAAUGGUGUUGUUCUACAGCCAGGAUAGUCUUGUCUGGGGGAGAUAUGUCACCAGCAAUGGGACACAGACUCUGGCAGGGCCUCCAGAUUACAGGACUGUUGUCACAUUCGACUUGAACCCAGCUGUGCAGGCACGGUACCUAGCAUUUGUACCUCAACGCAGGACAUACAGUAGUUAUGCAGGACUUCGCCUGGAGUUGUAUGGGUGUGCGGCAGAACAACAAAUCCCCGUCAGGCAUACAGAAGUCUCCCAGGACAUACAGGGAAGUCAUGAGUGGUUACCCAGCCUGAGUCCAUAUGUCAUUAACACUGCCAUCAAGAUUCGUCCAGCAGCACACGUGAAAAUACAGCCGGGGGUCAAGGUUAUAUUUAAUUCUUCACACGCAGGAUUCAUCGUUCUUGGUACAAUGGAGGCCAGAGGUCUCAGUGGACUGCCUGUGGUUUUCACAGCUUCAACUACGUUCACAAACCGGACAAACAUGUGGGCAGGCAUUGAAGUUGUCAGUCAAGGAAAUUUGUCUUUGGAAUUCAGUCACAUAUAUGGAGCAGGUGUCGGCAUCCAAGGAACUCUCGGAGCCAUGACUAUAAGACACUGCAACAUCCACCACAACGACAGAGGGCUAGAUCUUCAUGUUGGUGAUACAGUCCAAGACAGGAUUCAUAUCUCAGGAACCAUCAUAUCAGACAACACCCAAGAGGGCAUAUACGCAAGCAAUUGGCCAGAAGGGAGUUCUCAUAUUGGUAUAGAAGAUAGUGACAUCUUGCGUAAUGGAAAAAGUGGUAUGGCAUUUGGCAAAGAGGUUGUGCUAUUUGCCAAUAACUGUAGAUUCUCUGACAAUAAAGCUCAUGGAAUAUAUCAUAAUUAUUAUUAUGGAGGCAUGGGCUCGAGCAUAAAGAAGUGUAUGUUUGAAAACAAUAGAUACACAGGAUUUAUCAUAAGUAAUGCAAGGUAUGCCAGAAAACUUAACAUUACUUUUGAUGAAACUGAGUUCAAGGAGAACCAGCAAGAGGGCCUUAAAUUGUAUAUACAAAAUGCAGCCUCGGAUGUGUACAUUUCUAUAACAAACUCUCACUUCAUCAACAACAGCCGGCAUGGUGUUCAAAUUCAAGGAGAAUUCUCAAGCACCCGACCUGAAAUACUUCUUAGGAAUAACACCAUGGAAGGUAGCCAAACCACAUCCUACCAACUGAUGUAUAUUGAAACUAGAUCUUCUAAAUACGGAAAUAUUCUUAUGACAGAAAAUUCUUUUCUGACACGAAAGGGCAUCCGCAUACAAGGCAGAAAUGAUGUCGCAUUUAAUAUUUCAAAUAACAUUUUUACUGGCAUCAAACGAGACACUGGCAUACUUGUGGAGGCAGAUAACACAGUCAUAUUUGGUAACAUCUUCACCAACUGUUCAACAACGUCAGUGAUUCACACAAAGAAUGUCAGAGUACAAAUCCACAGCAAUGUCUUCAUGAACCCACAGACACUGUACGAUGUGUUUGUUGAUGUGGACUAUUCUACAAACCAUAGGCUGAAUGCAAGCCACAACUUUUGGGGAAGUAGUGACAAGUUCUUUGUUCGGUCCAGAAUAUGUGACUUUUUCUGUGAUGUCACAAAAAUGAUGGCUGAAGUUGAUCCAUACUUUGUCUCAGAGAUGCUCAUUGACAUGUCAUCACAGUUAGACUCUGAUAUGUUUACUUUAGACGAUCAAAGCAUGAUUGGUGGAACGUUGGACUCGCCAAUCAUACUUCAACCAAACCAAGUGUUAUAUGUGAAUAGAAGUCUGUACAUUCCAGAAGGGAUUGAGCUGACAAUAAGCAAGAACAAUACAUUGGUGUUUCCAAACAAGCAAGGAAUUUUUGUGAGAGGAUUAUUAACAAUACAAGGUGAGGCAGAUGCCAAAGUUGAACUCAGGAGUGAUGGUUCCCCUAGCAGUCAACGAUGGGGUGGCAUCAUAUUCAAUGCUACAGGAUCUUCCCUUCGUCACACCACAUUGAUACACGCAGAGACAGGAAUGAGUGUCUCCGUCAAUGUUUCUGGAGAAAUUAGAUCUUCUGAUACCAUCAUUACACAAUGCACAACAGCCAUAGCUGGACAACUGUGGUCUAAUGUGUCGUUGACUCUUGAAAGAGUACAAAUAAAUGAAUCUAACAAGUUCAUAGUUUUGGACAGGCUUAGUUCACAUGCAGUGUCAUUAAGCAUCAAUGACAGUGAAAUUGAAAGUUCAUAUGGAAUACGUCUUCAAUCGAAUGCCAAUGAUGGCCGCUUUAAUGUAAGAAUUCACUCUUCAAAACUGUACUCCAGUUCUAAAGGAUUUGUAAUGCGGUCAUGUAAAUCAAAUAUCACUAUAAGUGCAUAUGAUUCUGUUAUCGAGAGUGGAUAUAAUUCUGAUAGUUUCGACAUUGAUGGAGGAGUAAUGAACAUAACAUUUAGAAGAGUAUCAGUGAUUGGAAAUAGGGCAGCUUCAUCUUUCCGAACAUGUAUCAGGAAUCGUCCAAAUGUUGCACCUGGAGUCAUAGACAUUCAAGAUUCUCUCUUUGAUAUACGGUCUGCAGAUAUACUGGACUUUGGAGGAACAUACUAUCAAUAUACUACACCACAUGAUGUCCUACUUAUCAAUAACACAUUCCGUACACAAAAACAGUAUGAUGGUGUUAAUGUUUAUGUCUGGAGCAACACUCUUCCUUGGAGUUUGGGCAUACAUGGCAACACGUUUGAAAAUUGUGGACUAAAAAUGGAAGGAAGCAUUUUUAAUACAUCAAUAGAUGGUAACACUUUUGUGAAUGGAAAGUCCCCGUUGGACAUUAAUCUUCAGACGCCCAAUGAUGGUAGCACAAGGAUAAGUACAAAUCUUUUUCAAGGUGGCCUUAUAACACUGAAAUCUGAAAGGGACAGAGAAAGGUUUUAUGUAGUAGAGAACACCUUCAACUCGAGUACAAUCGUUCUAAAGAGCCCCAAUGUAACUUUGAAUGAGAACACUUUCCAUGCUGAUCAAGAGUUUAAUAUCAAAUUUGAAGGGGAUGGUUAUGCAGGCAGAGAAAUCAACUCUACAUACAACUAUUGGGGUACCACAGAUGCCAAGGAUAUAGCACGGCGAGUAUUCGAUUCAUCAUAUGACACUUCUCUUCCUACAAUCAAACUUGUACCUUUCUAUGGUUUCCCCAACUUGACCAAUCCCCAGUCCCCUGUUCAUAGUUUUAUUUCUGCUGAUGGCACAAUUGGUGGUAGCAUUGGUGGGACUGUUACCCUUGCACCUGAAGACAGCCCAUACACUGUGGCUGACAAUAUCAUGGUCGGAAAGCUGGAGACACUCAUAGUUGAGGCCGGAGUGACUUUGCAGUUUCAGAAGGGAUUUGGAAUCUUUGUGGAAGGUGCACUUAUUGUUCACGGCAACAAGAGUCAUCCUGUGAAGGCCAAGCCAGUUACUCCUGGGGAGAAAUGGUCAGGAGUAAGAUUACUUGGGAAUCUGUACCGUCCGUUUCCCACUGAUGACACAAGUGUCCGACUUGUCGGGGGGAUGAAUGAGAAUGAGGGACGUCUUGAAGUCAAGAUUAAUGGAACAUGGGGGACUGUCUGUGAUGAUGGUUUUGACAGAGCUGAUGCCAAAGUCGUUUGCCGAAUGCUUGGAUAUGACUAUACGAUAUCACCUGACGUUUAUUCUGGUUCAAAUGACGGUUUGGGCCCCAUACAUCUUGGCAACCUUAGAUGUACAGGCACUGAGGACACACUCCUAGAAUGUGAAAGUUCAAGGUUUAAUUGCAACCACAGAGAGGAUGUAGCAUUAAGAUGCAGUGAGAAGCUACUUCCUACUCUUCAAGAUAUACGGAAUGAUGUGCAGAUUCGUCAUUUCCAUAUGAAUGACACAGAUAUUGGUCUUGAAAUAAAUGGAAAUAUUACAGUCAUGGAGAAUGUCAUAUCAUCUUACUCAAGUGGACACGGCGUCACUUUCAACGUUGGAAUGAAAGGAAUGCCUCCUGUUCUUAUUAAUGGACUGGAGGCAGUACACAGCCAUUUGUCAGGGAUCAUAGUUGCCUUCAACACAGGUGAUUAUAUAAGCAGUUCACAAAUCAGGAUAUCGAACUGUGAUAUCAGGUCAAAUGGAGAGUAUGGUGUUUACAUCCAGCAAUAUGUGGACAUUUCUUUGACGUCAUGCCGCUUUUCUAGGAAUACUAAGGAAGAUAUCCACGUUGAAAGUGAUGCCUUCAUAAACAUUCUAGGCUCAAACUUCUCCGGUGGCACCUAUGGUGUGUUUAAACUGAAUUUGAGAAGGGGUGCAAAUAAUGUUUUCAAACUUUCUUUUAGAGAUUCACAGUUCCAUGAUUAUGUUUUUCCCAGUCGGUACCACAGCUGGGGUAGUGGAAGAAGUAUGUUUGACAUCCCGUCAUCAAAUUUAAAAGACUUGGAUAUUGAGUUCAUAAACAAUACAUUCAAUAGAAUAACUGGCAACAUGUUUUACAUUUAUUUUUAUUACGAAUCCAGUGUACAUACUAGUAUUAGGAAUAACACAUUCCAAAACAUUACUGGCGGUAUUGUUCAGCUACGGCCACGAAACAGCAUACCUUUUCAGUUAUCUUUUGUAAAUAACACUGUCAAGAACACCACAUCGCUGGCAUCUUCUCAGUCUUUAUUGGAAAUCCGUGAUGAGAGAAAUGCAGAAGGUCAGGUCAACAUAGCCAAUAAUCUUUUUUCUGCAAAUAAAGCUGCCCAGAUAAUACUACUUGGAGAUAUAAGAAAACUCGAAGGGAACAUAACAAAGAACAUAUUCAAGGAUAACAUCUGCUCCGAGACUGUGAAUGUUGCUUCAUAUCAGUUCAAACUGAGGAACAAUGUUUUUAGCAACCCAUCUGCCACGUGUGAACUAGAUGCACCAACGUUUGAAAGAUGGUAUGCCAUUGAUGCUCGAUGGAACUUCUGGGGGAAGCAGGAGAUGGAUUAUGUCGGAGAGAGUAUUUGUGGAUUUGACAUUGACAUGGAGAAGGGAUUUGUGCAUUAUCUGCCUUACUACCUAUCUGAAGAGUUCAGUGAAGUCUCUAGAAAUGAUCAGCUAAUAUUCAGUGGUGGUGAGAUCACUAGUCAGGUACAUCUUCAAACGUCUGCAUCACCGUACAGGAUAAGGACAUCAAUAUUCGUCAGGUCGGAAGGCAUAUUGCACAUUGACAGUGGUGUGGAACUACAGUUCCAUCCGAAUAGAGGAAUCUACGUAGAUGGCGUGCUAGUGGCUGGAGAAGGCGGUACUGCAGAAAGAGUCAUAUUGACUAGAGCAGCAAACGAGUCCUGGUUUGGCGUUGUUCUUCCAUACAAGACAGAUGGGGUAUCUGAGACAGUGAGACUGGCCAACGGAACAACAGCUAACGAAGGACGGGUUGAAGUGUUCGUGAAAGGGUCAUGGUCAACCGUAUGCAAUAUUGACAGGAAUGAGGCGCUUCUUGUCUGCAGGGCAUUGGGUUAUGGAUCGGAGGAGUUUGCAAACUACCAGCAUGGUGGGGGAAGUGGACCUGUUCUCCAGGAUCUGAACUGUGAUGUGAUGGCCUCCUCCCUCUCCGAGUGCCAGCCCAGCUACUCUACCAGUAGAUACUGUAACCAUAAUCGAGAUGUUGGAGUUAGAUGCCAUCAGUUUGUAGCUCAUACAGGAACACACACAUUCUCCUACCUGAAAAGUGUGUCAAUCCUGGAUUCUAAAAGUGGUCUUGUAGUGCAGACUCCCACGGUCCGCUUAUCCAACUGCCACGUCAACAACACCGAGAAAGUAGGACUCACCAUCCAGACCGAUACCAUAGACAUUGACCUGAAUGGAACAGUCGUGGAACAUGGGCGGUCAACAGGUAUUUUGACUAAAGUUACUAAACGUUUCCGUCUCAGGAAUGGCACGACACAACACAAUCAAGGAAGUGGAAUAAUCUUGUCUGGAGAAAUAUCUCGUACAACUGUUGACAAUAUGAACAUCAUUAACAACACUCUUCGUGGUUUGGAAACACAGUUCAAUGGAUAUAACAACGACAAAAUGUUACUAAUCAAGCACAACAAUUUUUUGGAUCAUGUUUGGGAAGGGUCGGCUCUUAAACUAGAUAAGUAUCUUCAGCCAAACAGCAUGGUGUCCCUUGAACAGAAUACAUUUAGUAACAAUGUCAUGUCCAUGGAUGUCAGACUGAGUAGUUAUUAUUACAAUUACAACGACAAGAGGUGCCUCAUCAGAGGGAAUAUCUUCAAAUCAACUGGCCCAGUAUCGGUGUAUUCAGAAUACUACACAUCUGUUUAUAUUGAAGACAAUACUUUCAAGAAUUCCUUCGGUGGGGACAAGUGUUUCUUUACUGUGGAUAUACAUAAUACAAGGGAUAGUGGCAAAACUCAGAAUAUUAGUCUGUCUACGAAUAGUUUCCAAAAUAUUACAGGUCGAUGUGUUGUUUUCGUGAAGUCAACACAAUAUCAAUUUAACGGAACGCUCACCUAUAACCGGAUAUUCAAUUCUCCCGCCAGUGAAGCAACAGUCAUAUUGAACUCGAAAAAUGUUAGUCUUCAUUAUAACACGUUGGAUAACCCGGGAGCUGAUUAUGAACUGAAGAUUCUGUUGACUGGAGAGGAGGAAAUAAACGCUGAGCAGAACUGGUGGGGAAGUGCUGAUGCAGCUAUUGCCAGGGAACGAAUUCUAGACAAGCGUCUUGACCAGAGGCUUCUUAGAGUAGACUUCCUUCCAAUCCUCACUGAUCAAAAUUUCGAUUGUUCGGAGGUGAAGAAUUGCAGUGAUAAGGGCGAAUGUGUUCGUCCAAAUGGAUGCAGAUGUGACGCGGGCUGGGCUGGAGAGGAUUGUUCUGACUUUGACUGCUCUGGUGUUGGCAACUGUAAUGGAAACGGUUUCUGUAUAGGGCCAAACCAAUGUGAUUGUACUCUGGGAUGGGAGGGUCUAUCCUGUGUGCUUGCUACAUGCCACGAGGUUAACGACUGUGGUGGAGAUAAAAGAGGAUAUUGUGUGUUGCCUGAGAAGUGUACAUGUUUCCCCCAGUAUAGUGGAGCUGACUGUUCCCAGUGUGCACAGCUGAGAUGGGGAGACAACUGCCUUCCUUGCCCUCAAUGUAAUCAUGGAUCAUGCAACCUCACAAAUGGAGACUGUGCAUGUGUUGCUGAAAACUGGUCAGGAGAAUUGUGUGACACGUGCAGUGAGACGUUUUAUGGUCCCAACUGCCUUCCAUACACUAAUGUCCUCAACAUCAUCCCAAGCUCUGGUCGCGACACUGGAGGUACAGACGUCCACAUCUGGGGACACAACUUCCCGGAGACAGAAAACAACAUCUUCUUCUGUAGAUUUGACUCCACAGUGGUCAGUGGCACACGCCUGUCAAAGGAACACAUCACUUGUAAGAAUCCUCAGCAUCAAGCGGGCAUUGUCAUUGUUGAGAUUUCUCCUGAUGGACUACAGUUUACGCGAAAUCAGACAGCUUUCACCUACUAUGAAGUGUGUCCACCUGGAGCGUGUGGGAAGACGGACACUCCUCCUCAUGGUCACUGUCUCUAUGGAGGAUGUGUGUGUGUACUGCCCUGGUCAGGGGAGGCCUGCAAUGUCGAGUUGAAGGCACCGGUUAUCUCAACAGUUCAAAAGAAGCAGUUUGCCGCUGAAGGAAAUGAAUAUCAACUUCAAUUAACACUCAUUGAGGGCAGUGCUCCAAUUGAUUGGUAUUUGUUUGGAGCUCCAUCGGGAAUGACAAUUGACCAAAAGACUGGGCUCAUCUUCUGGGAGAGGACGGUAGCCCGUGUCCAGCCAUAUAUCAUCAACGCCAGGGCUUCCAACCGUGUAGGACGUUCAGAGGUCCAGUGGUCAUUGACAGUCCAGCUGUCAUAUAACAUAACAAUAGAAGAGGUGGCGCCUAGUGGGGUACUCCCUGUUCCGAAAAACAUACAAAUCAGUGGAAUGGUUACUUAUUUUAGUGGAACAGCUCAAUCAUUGAUUGCUUUUGUGGAUGUGAAGGUACGAAAUAAAGGCAGAAUCACAACGAUUUCCAUCGUGACAUCACCGAGGAACAGGGAACGUUUUGAAGCAGUGUACUUUCCAAAGGCUGGCGACAGUGGACAGUUUGAAGUGGAUGGCCGUCACCCAUCCGACAGUGGGUUCACUCCUCAGAAAUCCUGGAGUGUGUUGGGGAUGACAUGCGUGCCUGGGUAUGUGAACAGACAAGCCUACUUGGACACGGACGUGGUGGAGAUGCGGGGUGUUACUGUACUCAAGAAUGAUGGAAUCAAUGGGAUCAAUGGCAUCACAGCUAGAGUAGAGGGAACUGGUGGUCCACUAACAUCUGUAGUCGUGAGAGCAGGAAACAGACUAUCAAGUGUGGGCUCUCAACCCUUAAUAAUAUUCUUGGACAAAGAUUCUGAAGUGUCCAUAGAUCUGAUCCUGACAGCAUCCCGUCCUCUCAGGGGCGUUAUUGCUGUUGUGUUCAGCACACCCGAUGGCACCACAGCCAGAGUUAGAAUAGGAUUGCAGCUAAAUGUCAGGAAACCUGUUCUGGUCGUCUCACCAACAUCACUGUCAGACAGUGUGCCUCGAGGAACACAGAAAACGUUCCAGGUGAAUAUCAAGAAUGAAGGUGAAGUCACAGCUAAAUCACUCAGAGUAACAAUGCCUUCAGAACCAAGACUCACGAUGUCUGCAUACUCCACAACAACUAGAAUAGCUUCAGUAGAUGGCCUUGACCUACAACCAAACGAGACGGCCAUCUUGGUUUUGACAGUCACGACUGGUGCAACUGAUGGUCUAGGGCAGAUUAGUGGCAGCGUCGCCCUGAACUCGGAUCUCUCAUCGGCCAGUAUCUCCUACAGGUUCUAUGUGACAUCCCAGGAGAAACUGAACAUCACAGUUCGGGUAGAAGAUGAGUACACAUACUUUGCUUCUGACAAGCCCUUGGUGUCUGGAGCUGUGGUGACGCUUCGAAACCCUAGAAGAGGGUACACGGAACAGAGAAUAACCACUAACCAAACAGAGUUUGUGGUGUUUGGGGAUGUGCACGAAGAUAAAUACACUCUGACAGCCACUGCUCCAGGACAUGGAUCCUACUCACGGGUAGUCAUUGCGAAACCGUCGGACGCCUCCUACACCAUUUUCCUGCAGAGAGUUGCUGUAAAAUACACCUGGACUGUUACCCGAACAACAUUUGAGGACAAAUACACAAUCACACUGGAUUCUACCUUUGAAACACAGGUACCCAUGCCCGUUGUCACCGUGGAGCCAGCCAACAUCAAUUUGAUCCCUUACGAGGAAGGGAAGAGAGACGUGAUAAAUUUCAACAUCACCAACCAUGGCCUGAUAAGGGCAGACAAUGCCAGGUUUGCUCUGCCAAGUCAUCCAACACUGAUCUUUACACAGACUAUAGAUCCUAUAGGAGGUGUAGAGGCAAAUACAAGCGUCAUUGUUCCAGUCUUGGUUAAACUGAAGCCUCGAGUGAAGAGGAACCUAGGCACAUCAGCAUGUGGUUUGAAAAUGCUUUACGAUUACUAUUGUGGUGGUACGAAAACUGGAGGCCAGGACAUCACAUUGACACGGGUGUAUCCAGGAAGACCUCCAUUGCCCUGUGGUGGCGGAGUUGGAGGAGGAAGGGGAGGUGGUGGAGGUGGUUAUGUUGGAAUAUCAGGUACUGGUGGUGGUGGGUCAUCUCCAUCUAGUUCAGUUGUUGUCUACAAUCCCGUGACUCCACUCACCUGCAACUGUGCUGGGACGCUCAUCAAGACGUGUGCUUUGGGUUUUCAUCCAAUUGCUGGAUGUGCUGUAGCAGUGACUGGUUUCUCUGGUGCCAGUGGCUUCUGGGGUUUUGCAAAAGCAGUCUUUGACUUUGCUACUGCAUGUGUCCUCCCGGUUGCUUGUCCUCAAUGUGCUCUGGGUCUAACUUUGUGGCAAGCUGUUGUGUGCAUAUACGAAAUGAACAGAGACUGUAAAUCAAAGCGACGUCGACGUGCCACAAAUGGGGAGAUCAUCCAAGGAGUCGUGAACAGUAAUACUGCCCUCAGGAACUACAUGAUCAUGUUGGAAGAACUCUUUGGAGGACAAGAAAUGUUUGGUGUGUAUGACAACAGUUGGACGUCUUCCUUCAACCUGGCCCUGGCUGAUGACAGUGCAGGGGGAAGUUUCCUCUCCUCCAGUGAGGUCGCGUCCAUUGUUUCUCCGAUGAACUCAACACAGAGUGAGACUGUUGAGAAGUUCCUGCUUAGGUGGAACAAAACAAUGACAGCUUGGGAAGGGGGAACACUUGCUUCACUUGGUCCUAAAGACGAUGUCAUUGCCUACAAUGUCAUCAUGUCCAGAUUUGAGCAGUUUAAGACUGACACAGACAAUGCCAAACAAAGAGGAUUUGACUCUAUAUUUGACGAUUUUGGAAAUGCAGUCAAUGCCUAUCAAGAAAGCGAAAAGAAGAGUAGCAGUGAUGAUGGAGUGUGUGCAAAGGUUCGAGUACGUAUUGUGCAAGAUCUGGUUCUCACACGAGAUGCAUUCACUGCUCGUUUAGAGAUAGAGAAUGGUGAACAAUCAGCCCUGGAUAGCAUUCGGGUCACCGUAAACAUCAGGGCCACGUAUGGCGAUGAAACAUCUACAAAUGACAAAUUUUCAGUUGGAACCCCAACACUGGUGGGCCUUACUGGAGUUGAUGGAACUGGCAGGCUUGAGACAGAUGUGUCAGGUACAGCAGAGUGGCUUAUCAUACCCUACUCCACGGCGGCAGUCAAGGAGGACACUCUGUAUGAUGUCGGCGGGACUCUCUCUUACACAGUCGAUGGUUCGAACUUCUCCAUCCCUCUCCUACCAGACACAAUUACAGUAAAACCAAAUCCCAGCCUCACUGUCAACUACUUCCAGGAGAAAUAUGUCCAGGGGGAUGACCCAAUGACUUCAGAGGUGGUGGAGCCAGUUGUUCCCUUCACACUUGCAGUCAUGGUCUCCAAUGGGGCAUAUGGUGUAGCACGCCAGCUGAAGAUCACCUCUGCACAGCCAGAGAUCAUUGAAAAUGAGAAGGGAUUGUUGGUCGCUUUCAAGAUAAUAGGAGCACAGUUGGAUACACAUCCUGUGAGUCCUUCUCUGUCUAUAGACUUUGGGGAUAUUGAGUCCUUUGAGACCAAGACUGCUCGCUGGCUUCUAACAUCUACCCUCAGGGGGAAAUUUUACAACUACACAGCUACCUUUGAGAACAUUAACCCCCUUGGUGAUCCUCAGUUAUCCAUUAUGGAAGACCUUGGAUAUCACGAGUUGGUCCAUCUGGUGAGACUCGAGUCUCCAAAUGACACCAGAGACGACUUUCUGGUUAAUGAUAUCAUAGAUGAGGACGAAAUGCCUGAUGCCGUUUUUGAUAGUUCAAAUGGAUUUUAUUCAAUUCCAGUAAGUUCUUCAAAUGUCAUGACCUUCACUUUAGGUAGAACCGAGACAGUGGGGACUAGGUCAUAUGCUUACGUUGACCUGACUGCUAUGAUGUCAAGGAGUUCCUUCUCAAACUAUACCUACACACGCCUGGUGAACAAUCUGACAAGAGAUAGCGCGACUGACACACUUCUGCAAGUCACCAGAGAUGAUGGGAAGAAGAUUUUGGUUGGACCUAAUGCCUGGCAGACAUCCUAUUACCAUGAUAAGUUUUACUUGCACAUAUUUGACUAUCACAAGAACAUGACUGAAACAACUAAUAUCUCUUACUCACUGGUAUUUGGACCUAAAAAUAUGUACAAGCCGACAUUUACGAAGAGUAUUUACGAGAUAUUCGUUGCAUUUGAUCAACUGCCAGGUCCUAUUUUUGAACUUCAAGCUACGGAUAAGGACCCGAAUACGCAACUACGCUACAGUCUUGAUGGGUCUUCUGUUUUCACAAUAAGUGAACUGACUGGAGAAGUCAGAAGCCUUGAACCACUCACAAAUACACUGUAUGAACUGACUGUGACAGUAACAGAUGAUGGCAUCCCUUCCUUGAGUAGUUCAGUCAAAGUUGUGGUGAAGGUUGGUGACGACAGCUCGUCGUCCUUAACAUCUACCGACAAAUCUUCAGUCACAGGAGUUUCAACCCAAAGAUCCACCUCCCAGGUGUCAGGAGAAACAUCAGCUGUGACUGUACCCGUUAGCGUUUCUUCCACCACCGUCACUGCUACGUCCACAACAACAGAUUCUGUUAUAAACAGCACAAGUGCUGUAGACGCAACCUCUGUAACUACGGCCUCAUUAUCCACGUCCAAUGAAACUUCAACAGGUACUGACCUAAACGGCACAAUUGUUUCAAGCUCAACUUCUGUGUUUGCUUCACCUGGUACUACAGUGUCAACAUCUAGGUCGACAAACAACCUGUCCCAUGUUUGGAUGUUGGUGGUACCGGGAAUACUGAUAUAUAUGUUACAAUAACAUACAUGUCACUGUGAAUAUUUGAUUUGUCCCAUUUGUAUAUUCUGUCAAAGGUUCGAGUGAGUUAAAUGAGCAUUGGUUUAAUUCUUCUGACAUCUUCUCUGAAAGCACAAUAUUUGAUAAUACUGACAUGUUGAGUGAAUGAUUGCUGCUUUCUCUUGAAUUGUGAUAAUAGAUAAUAUAUUUAUGUACGUAACGUUUUUCUGAGAAAGUAGUUGCCGUAUAUUUUUAGACACAUAGUCGUUUCACUUACAUUGCGUUCUUUUCGUAUUUUGUUGUAUAAUAUUCUCUUUUUUUAUCUUCAUACAUAACUAUCGUUGAACGACAGCGAUACAAGGAUUUUCCCAACAGCAGUACGAUAUCCGUUCAAGAUCUCAACACAAAGUUUGAAUAACAUUUGAUUGUCAGUUUGUAUUAAGUAUAAGUGCUACGUAUCGUCUCAUGUACUGUUUAUUAACCUGUAAUGAACGCGUUGACACCAGCUUGAGACAAAAAAGAAUGCGUAUAUCUUCCUAUUACGAAUAGGAACAAGUUUCUAUUUGUCAAGAUUAUGUAAUGAAAUGAUUGUUAGUUUGUUUUCUACAAAACUAUAUCACCGUGGAGAUCCAAGAUGUAACAUAAUGUACACAUUGCAAUUGUAGUAUUAUCAUUUUUUUAUAUGAGUACAAAUGUAAUCAUACAUAGAAAACAUUUCAACCUAUUAAUAUUAAAUAUAUUCAUUCACCUAUCAAAUGAUGUUUUAUAUAAUAUUAUGAAUAAAGGUUUUUUUAGAAUA
Molecule: messenger RNA, 13587 nt
Organism: Haliotis rufescens (red abalone)
Lineage: Eukaryota; Metazoa; Mollusca; Gastropoda; Lepetellida; Haliotidae
Exons: 34
Coding region: 159-12812 (4217 amino acids)
Biological process (GO): homophilic cell-cell adhesion
Cellular component (GO): membrane
Molecular function (GO): calcium ion binding
Source: RefSeq, a predicted model, not a curated record